UUUUUCUUUCCCCUGUUUUUAUCCCUUUACCUCUUCUCUUGUAUAACCAUUUUCUUGUUCCUGGAACAGGGAGUUCUUCUGAAGAAUGGUGAUUCUUAAGAUGUUCUGUUCAUGUCUGCCCACGGAAUGGGUCAAGGUUUAGGGAACAGGCCAAAAGAACCGAGGGAGAAUCCAAUAGAAUACAGAGGGAUUGUGUUGUUCUUGAUUUUGAUGGAAAUGGCGUCUUCGGAGGUGGAAAUGGCGCCGUCUCAGACAUUCAGUUGCCUCCUCAGAGAUCGUAGCCGCCACGAGAAAUGCAUCCGAGAAGAUGACAGCAAUAAUGUCCGAACCGUACAGACCGUGUUCGAGAAGAAUCUCAAAGUUUUUGUCAGAGAUCAUCUCGACAGAGAAGCUAUGGAAUAUUCCUCCAGAUCCCCUGUCUCCGAUCGCAAGCAGACACGAGAAUCUCAGAUUCUUCAGCAGGUUUCUUCGAAUUCUCUGUCGCCAUCCCCUUCUGUUUCGAUUUCGAAGCAGUUCUGCGAUCCGGGUCAACCCGAGAACCCGUCAAGAAACGAAGUCUUGGGCGCUUCUUCCCUGGUUCAGAUAUGGGAGGCAAGAUUGCAGCAUCCGAAUUCAGGCCAAAGUCAAGCCCUGACCGAUAGCAGGACGACGUCCGGAUUGAGCCAAACCGAGAAUUCUAAUUCUUGUUCUGAAUCUCUCAAUGAGGAAAUCGUUGACGAAUCCGACGGAAUUCAACUGCUUGACGAAGGAAACAAUAGGGCAGAAUCGGAUUCCGGUUCACAAUCUGAAAAAAACUGGGUUUCGGAUUUGGGAGAGAAGGAGAGGGAAAGGGUCAGAGUCCUCGAUAUUAUCCGGAAACUGAGCAUCGAAUCUGAGACAAACAACGACAAUGGCUCGUUGGCCAACAAUGACAGCGUAGGGACAAGCAAUAAAGAGGUGCAGACAAUGGAACAGAGAAGCUUUCCGCAGGUUGCUUGCGGUCCAAGGAUCAGAGGGCGACAAGCUUAUGAAGACUUGUUGAUGUACAUAGUGCGUGACCGGCAGAAAGAGCUCGCAUGGCUCCUCGACCGAAACGCCGUUUCAAAGUUCACGUUUCGUGGCCGCCUUCAGACAAUGCUCAAGAUCAGGUGUUUGGAAAGGUGCCUUGCGAUUCAAGACAGACAUCGAUCUAAAUCAGCGGCACCUGACGUAACCCGAUCCCAACGAGGGCUCGUCUUGGUAAAUCUGAGAGACAAAUUCAAGACAGAGCCUGAGAACAGUAGGGUAGCCAAUGUGGUCGAAGCAAGAAGCCCAUCUGGUUCGGUCUCCUCCUCUAGGAUGAAUGAAGGAGGAGGCCAUUAUACAGAAGCUUCUACUUCUAGAUUCAAAGUAUGUUCGGCCGAGGAAACUGAAGAGAAAAACGUAUUACCCGAAACAACCGGUAAGAGCAAUUCAUGGGAAAGAUCCAAGAAAGCUGAGAACAGUCGUGUGGAUUCCAGAAGUUCAUCGAGUUCGGUCUCAGCCCGGGUGAAUGAAGGCAGUGGCCAUCAUCCGGAAGGUUCAAGCGUGAAGGAAAGUCGCCUUCCUCUGCAGGAAACUGCAGAGAAGAAUGUUUUGCAGGAAAAAACGAAUUCGCAGGAGAGACGAGAGGCAAAUUUCGGCGUACCAGAAGUCGUCAAGAAAGCGGUCUUGACCGAAACUGCAGAAACUAAAACAUCGCCGAAGAAAACUGCAGAGAAGAAAAUCAUUCAGCAGAAAACUAAGGAAGAGAAGAGGGGGCCUCAAGAAAAAUCAGAGGAAAACGACUCGAUGAGAAUCUUUUCGGAGAAGGUGAAUCUGUGGAGCUCCAAGGAGAAAACCAGUAGCCGAAAAACACCGGAGAGGACGGAGGGCGAAGCUAUUCCUCAGAUAGUUGAGAAGAAAGCUAUAUUUCAGGAGGUUGAAAGAAGAAUCGUCAAUGUGGAAACUGCAGAAAGAAACAUUGCUUCAAAAGAAAUCGUUGAAAACAUCACUCUUCGGGAAGCUAAGCAGUGUAACUCGGUUGAGAACGGAAGAACGGAGAGAGGGGAAGCAAAUUCUGCAGAAGCUAAGUCCCGGGAGAGUGGGAAUAGGAAGAAUCCUCAAGAAGAUGCAGAAACGCCAUGUUUGCAUAAGCCGGUUGAGGAAGAAGAAACUACCAUACACAUCUGCAGAGAGCGAACUAUCGGGACAAACUGCUCGCAAGACGGUAAAAACGGCAUGGAAGAGGGUGAGGAUAAGAAAAACGAGAAGAAUGAAUGCACGGAAAAUGGGGAAAAUCAAGAAUCGUCGACGGAAACCUGCCUGCCCCUUGAAUCCAUGGAAUCUGUAAAUAGUUGGGAUGAAAGUGGAACUGCGGAAGAUGAUGAAGAAGUCGAUGAUCAUGAGGAGGAACAAUACGCGGAUUAUGAUUCGUACAAUGUAUAUAGUACUUACGAUUGGAUUAAUGAGAUAUCGCGUCCUCGGAGUUACUGGGAAGAUCUACGGAAGCAGUGGUACCUCGAGGUCCUAAACACUGAUUCGCCGAAAGAAGAUAUCCGCAGGCUCAUCGAGAGACGAACAGUUUCCGACUUUCUCUCGAGCGAUUUGCGGGAAAAGAUCGACAGACUGAUGAUUUCCCGGGCGCAGCAGCAAACAUUAGAUUUAGACAGAAACCCAAGGGAAGAAGAACUUACAGAGCGGUGGACUAUUCCACGCUCGGAAAUCUACCAAGAUAACAGAGAAGAGAAGCAAGAAGAAAGUGUAACGGAGCAAGAACAUGACAAGACGACAAUUCAAGAAGCUGCAAGUGACAGUUUCAGCCAAUCGUCGGCUCGGAGUACGAUGAUGUUGUGGAGUUUCGGAGAACAAGAAGUAGGCGACGAUCAAGAUCCCGUCUCGUCCCCUUCUCUUCCCGCACCUUCGCCGUCUCACCGGUCCCAACUCUCGUCUUUCCUUCCAAGCCAUGGCAGUUCCCCUGAAAUGCAGAUGAUCAGUGAUCUCAAGAGCCAGAUGGAUCAACUUCAACGGGAGAUGAUCGAGUUACGAAGCUCGAUCAAAUCCUGCAUCGAUAUGCAGCUUCUUUUCCAGAAAUCCGUCAAGAAAGAUUCUUGUUCUGACGCAGAUCAGCGAGGAGACGCGACUAGUCCGCUGAAACGCAAGUGCAGCGUCUGCUACGAGAUGCCUGUGGACUCGCUCUUGUACAGGUGCGGGCAUAUGUGCACAUGUCUGAAAUGCGCGCAUGAACUGCAGUGGAACAGCAGGAAAUGCCCGAUUUGUAUGGCUCCGAUCGUCGAUGUCGUACGGGCAUUCCUUUGAUCCGUAGUUAGUUUCACUUGUACAUUAUUAAUUCGGCUUUUGACUCGUUUCACAAAAUACAAUAAUUAAUACGCCUUUUUUUCAUGCAUGCACCUGAAAAAUUGGAACUUUUUUUUUAAAUAUAUUAUUUUGUAUAUAAUACAUUGUACGGAUAGUUUUUCAGUCGAAUUGACUCCCAUCUGGAAUCAU
Messenger RNA from Tarenaya hassleriana, 3483 nucleotides. RefSeq lists its product as uncharacterized. The transcript has 7 exons. NCBI's taxonomy places the organism in Eukaryota, Viridiplantae, Streptophyta, Magnoliopsida, Brassicales, Cleomaceae. The coding region runs from base 112 to 3294 and encodes 1060 amino acids. The record is from RefSeq and is a predicted model, not a curated record.